Leishmania mexicana MHOM/GT/2001/U1103 is the source of this 738-nucleotide messenger RNA. RefSeq lists its product as hypothetical. The record is from RefSeq and is a predicted model, not a curated record. Lineage: Eukaryota; Euglenozoa; Kinetoplastea; Trypanosomatida; Trypanosomatidae. The transcript has a single exon. Bases 1 to 738 code for a protein of 245 amino acids.
AUGAGCUUUGCCUCUGGGCUGCUGCGCGACCUCUCUCCCUCCACCCGAAGUUCCUCCACAAACGCGACCAUCGACUCCACCGUUGGCGAUGUCCUAUGGGACUUGUGCGAGCGCAUGGACUACUACGUCCAGUACAACAUUCCCUCCAGCUGGCAGGUGACGGAGCUGCUGCGCGACAACAGCAUUGCCAUCCAGUGUAGCCCGCCGCCUCCCACGGAGGCUGUGGAGGGGUCGGGUGCAGCCGUGCACGGUAUUUCACUCAACUGUUUUGCAUACAAGCAGCGCGUAAAGCAGGCAGACAGCGUUCGGCUUCUACAUGUCUUCCUGAAGCGCUUCAACGCAUCGGUGAACAACUCGCUGGAGUUGCUGUCCGAGGGUCACCCGCCGCCACCGCCAGCGGAGGUAAGGGUGCCCGCCAAUGGCAGCAGCAGCAGUGCUGGGGAUGCCAGAACAGUGACGAGCGCUCACUCCCGUGACACCGAAGAUGACGAGGGCAUGUGCCAGACGCUCGCCAAGCAACUGAACAGCGCGGUGGCGGAGGUCACCUUUACGUCAGGUCCCGGCCAGCCCCUUGCCCAUGGUCUGUGCCGCGCCUUCUACAACUCCAAUGGUCGAUUCCACUACGUCAUCGUUGUUGCGGUGCCGGAGGAGGAGUACGCUAACUCGCUCGACCUCAUGAUCCAUGCCUUGGCUUCGGUUGUCGAGAGUCGUGUGGAGGCUGCGGCGAAGCGGACAUAG